Molecule: messenger RNA, 186 nt
Organism: Funneliformis caledonium
Lineage: Eukaryota; Fungi; Glomeromycota; Glomeromycetes; Glomerales; Glomeraceae
Source: the annotation of a GenBank genome assembly
AUGCCGACCGCACCCUCUGAAACUUGUCACAAGGAUGAUGUUAGAGGUGCUGGAGAUAUCGGGAAUAAAUAUGAAGCGGAAGAACGUUUCGGUCCCUUUCGUGUUGUAAUAACUAUGAGAUUUUCAUUUGAGACACCAUUAUACCCGGAGGAUGCUUUUGAACAAGAUCGUCGAGAAAUUGCUUGA